Messenger RNA from Spodoptera frugiperda (fall armyworm), 6000 nucleotides. RefSeq lists its product as uncharacterized. The record is from RefSeq and is a predicted model, not a curated record. Bases 385 to 4368 code for a protein of 1327 amino acids. Gene Ontology annotation, molecular function: G protein-coupled receptor activity. Gene Ontology annotation, biological process: cell surface receptor signaling pathway; adenylate cyclase-activating G protein-coupled receptor signaling pathway. Gene Ontology annotation, cellular component: membrane. Lineage: Eukaryota; Metazoa; Arthropoda; Insecta; Lepidoptera; Noctuidae. The transcript has 12 exons.
GUCGGAGAGAAAAAUAAAUUAGUCUAUGGAAAGUGUUGUUGUUGAACGCACGCUGCACCGCAAGCGCGUGGCGCGAAAAUUGAUUAGCAAUUCGUAAUUUUAGUCGAUCAUAAUUUAUUUUCGCGGGUGUCUGGUUACUAAUAAAUAUUUGUGUGAUUAAAGUGUUUUUUAUGAAAAUUUACGACAGUUCAGUGAAUUCCUGGGAUUUUUUUACUUGAAAUAUUUACCGCACACAGAUUACAGACAAAGCCGCAGAGCAAGUGAUUGUGGAAACGAUGCAAGCAAGUUUGGACUUUAGUUCCUAAAGAACAGGUGCUAAAUGGGGCUGUAAGAUGAGCUGGCACAGAGGACCGUUCGUAAUUCGAGCUCAGAUCACUUAAAGAAAUGAAGAUGGACCAACUACAUCGCAUACCCACCGUAGCUACUAUAAUACUCCUGCUGGUGUUACAGCCGGCACUAGAAGCCAAGAAACCUAAACGAGUAAUAUGUCCAAUAGGAUUCCAGAUAGCUUACUCCAAUUUGAAAGGAGAUCUAAUAUGUUACCGGUUGAAGGGCCCAGAGAAGCUCACCGACAAAUAUGUAGGGUGCGCCGGUAACCUAUACACAUCCAAACUGUACAACAGUUUGAAUUUAACAAAGUCUGAGUUAGUAUUAUGGACAGAGUACAAAUCAUUGUACCCUGGGGGACCCUUCAUUGAUUACUCCUUUACCAAAUCAAUAGGAUCCCUAGUAGAAACUACAUUUGAAAUUAGUAACCCUCACCGAGGCAUUGACGAAGAACUGUGCGUAGUGAUGGACCCUGUAAGUAAUUUUACCACUGCGAAAUGUGAUGAAGAGUACUAUAGGUACUGCCUAGUUUACCCAUACGUUGAAGCAGAGGAUAUGUCUACUGAAGGUUGUGAAGAUUUCAAAGAUUCUUAUAGAUUUUGGUCUCCAAAAUCAACUUGUUUGUCAGCAGCCACUGCCGUUGGCGGUGGUCCGGUAAGAGCAACCUGGAAUCAAUCGAAGGAAAUAUGUGAGAAACGAGGAGGCACACUCCUGUACAACGGGUGGAGAUAUUCAAAUAAUCCAUUAUUGCAUAUCUUAAACUCGAAUCCUAAGUAUCCUCUGGGUAUCACGUACGACCCUCAACGUCACAUGAAUAUUGUGAGUGGAGGCGCCACGCUAUUGGACUGUGGUGGCUGGUUUCCAUUUGUACCUCCUUCGAACAGAAAAUCACUCUUUGAGCUGGAAACAUCUCCAGAACUGUGCUGUCACAAGUCAUCGCGAUGGCUAUCGCAACCCAUAUACCGGGAUGUGUUGGUGUUGGAACCACCCACAACAUGGCAUUUGGACGAACAUUUUAAAAUGUUGGGUGGAAAUGAGUCAUCUUAUGGGGCAGUGAAAAACGAAUUAUGGGAAUUGGUUAAUAGUUCCUACAUAUUCUAUGACAUCAUUUGCGAGAAGAACGUUGAAUUAAAAAGAGCUAAUUUAGUUGUUAGCGCUGACGAUCAAAACAAGUUAUUAUUGACUGUGGCUAGUAAAGUCGACGAAGACAAUAUCUACUGCUUCACAGAUUCUGAGACAUAUUCCCCAACGCCUGUAAAAUUUAGUUCCGAUGGUGUUCACAACAAACUGUGGACCUACGUCCUCAAACCUAUUGGAGAUGGCUACUAUUGGUGUGUUCACACUGAUUCCAAGCGGUACCAAGUGUCAGAAUCGAAUAAAGCUCUCUGGGUGAGAGAGGAAACAUCCCUCCGAUACAAUUACGCUGUCAAACUGGUAUUGGACAAGGAAUACACGUUUGACUCUCUAGAAAGACUGAAAAAGAGUUGGGAGAAGAAGUUAAAAGCAUACAUUUACUUUUCAACGAGUUAUUAUCAGCUUAAUGGUGGAUCAGAAACGACUCAAGAUCCAAAGGUUUUUGAAGAUGUCUUGUUUGCUUUCAAAAUGGCUCAUCCAGACUUGAGUCCUACGAAAGACGUCUUUUAUGGGAUGAAGUUGAAGAAAGUGUUUUUGGAUAAGAAGACUAUUUUGUUACACAUCCAACUAAAUCCAAGUAUGCUACCGGUGCAGCCAGGGACCUGGGAAGGCCUUCAGAUUGUUUACAUGAAACCUGUCUUCUACUGUAAUGCUGAUCAUCAUGAUUUUGCGGAAUCAAUAACAGUGCAAUGUCGAAUCCACACUUGUAUCGGUAACUUCAACGAUGGUGUGCAAGUGGUGACGACGAUGGACGAUCCCUGCAUCAUGUCUACUAGGCUGCCGUCGCUGUACAGGAACGAAGACCCAUCACCGUUGAAUGGAACGGCCCCCACUGCCACGGACACCACCACUACCGUGGAACCCAGUACUAAUACUACCACAGAAUGCACUGAAUUUUGUACCACAACGCCUGCAAACGAGGAUUCUUCGGACAGUUCGGAGGAGACUUCACCUUCAACAACUACGUCUCAACCCUACUCUACUACUACUACUGCUACUACCACUAUUCCUCCGAGCUCUACACCCGAGCCUACUACUUCAUCAGUGACGUUCGUAACCAUGCCGCCUGAGACGAUAAAGACAGAAACUCCAAUCAUUACGACAACGAUGCUCAGUCCCACCACUACUACAGAGGUGGUGACACCACCACCGCCACCACCUCCUACAACUACCCCUGUACCAACAACGCUGGCACCUGAAGAUCAACUCCAACAAGUGAUAAAUGACCUGGAUAGUCUUAUCAAUAGUGAAUCAACGUCGCUUGUGUCCGUUGAAGAAUUUGAUGCAGCAUUUGAUCAGGUAGAUGAGCUGCUAGCAGAGAACCUAGAUCUCAACAUUCCAGGGGAACUGCUUCACCUUUUGGAUGGAAUUGGAACUAGGCUGGACCUGGCUGGGUCAGAGAACGCGACCUCUAUCAGGGGCAAUAUAGCCUUGGUGGUGGCUCAAGCUGAUGCUAAACAACCAGUCAAGGGCCUUAGGAUCGCUACCAGAGACAGCGAUAACUUCACUGCUGAUACUUUUGAAAUUAUUCGAGAUCGAAUGGACUCGUCCAGCCUACAAACAGACGCCAAUGAGGUGGUGGUGAAGCUGCCAGAAUCAGUGGCUUCUUCGUCUCGUCGCAUCAGCUUCGUGGUGUUCCGCAACGACCGCGCCUUCCACGCGAGUGCCGCCAACGAGUACCAAGUCAACAGCAGAGUGCUCAGCAUCAAUGUCGAGAAUGUUACCGAGUUUGAGCGCGGAGAGACUGUGGACUUACACUUCAGUUCCCUUGGUAGUCCCCCGAGGAACACGAGCCGUUCGUGUGGCUACUGGGUGUUUGCAGAAAAUGGCAAAGGCUACUGGUCGCAGGAGGGAUGCACCUUCAUCCGCGCCUCACGACGUGGGAUGCUGGACACGUGUCGCUGCACUCAUCUCACACAUUUCGCUGAAGUACUCAUCCCUAGAGCAGUCUUCUCCGAGGCUAAUGAAAAAGCCCUGGAAAUCAUCUCUGUCAUCGGCUGCUGCUUAUCUAUGUUAGGUGUCAUCCUGGUUGGUAUAACUGCCGUUCUCUUCAGGUCUUGGCGAAGAGACUUCAACAAUAAGAUAUGGUUGCAGCUGUGCAUCGCCAUACUUCUUCUGGUCACCUGUUUCUUAAUCGCAGUGUACGUGAGAUUUGAUAACUACGGCUUCUCUUGCAUGCUGGUGGGACUGUUGAUGCACUACUCAGUGUUGGCAUCUUUCUGCUGGAUGCUGGUGGCAGCCAUUAUCUCGUACAGGCGACUAGUGUUGGUGUUCACCCGCGACGCGUCGCACAAGUUGCUGCGCGCGUCUGCCUUCUCGUGGGGAGCUCCGUGUGCUAUAGUCGGCAUCCUCCUUUCAGUCGACCCGCGCUCUUACGCGGGACGCUUCGAAGAGAAAACCCCGACAGGAGCUUUCUGCUAUCCUUCUGGCCUCAGUCUCUGGCUGGCCGUGUAUGCCCCCAUCGCGGUCAUGCUGCUCGCGAACUGGACGCUAUUUAUAUUGAUAGUACGGUCCGUGUUUGCUUCUAGAGGGAUCCAGAGGCACGGCGACUCUAAUGAGGCCGUGCGCUGUGCCUCUGUCAGCUGUCUACUCGUGUUUAUGUUCGGGCUGCCCUGGAUAUUCGGUUUAUUUGCAUACAAUCUAGUGUUAGCUUACUUAUUUGCUUUAACAUCCACCUUCCAAGGGUUCGUGUUGUUCAUGUUCUUUGUUGUGGGGAACAAAAAGACGCGAGAUCUUUGGUUCAACAAGUUGAGGAUCAAACAGACUCGCAAGAUCCCGGUCACGUCGUCUACCUACACCAACAGGAGUACGGCUGCCGGGGCGCGAGGUGCUCCUCAAACGUCAGUCGAGGCGAAAGUUUCCAAGCCCAAGUCUUUAGCGAGUUCAGAUGACUCGAGAUUCUCUUGACGAAAGCAAGGAAGGUCCUCCAAAACGGGCCGGUCGAGGAAAAGGUCUUGUGACAUUCUUCCCAAAAUAAUAAGUCAUGAUUUCUAAGACUCGUUCUGCUGGGUGCGGGAUAUAUAUUCUUCUAUAACUUGGGAAUAUGCAUUUACAUUCCAGAACUUUUGCUUGUUGUGGUCUUCAAACCUUGUAUAGAGUUCCUCUUGAAUGGGUUGUUAAUGUAACAUUGCAGGGCAGUAAAUAGAUCGUGUGAACUGUGUGGUAAGCAGUUGCCUACUAUUUAAACUAUUACUGAAUUUCUUGAGAUUCAAGAGAAUUAUGUAGAUAUGUAAUCUUUGUGAGUUUCCGUUAUUCUGUUGCCAAGACUUUAUACUGUACUGUCUACUUAUUUUGUACGAUUAGAUUGUAGUAGAUGAUAAUUCUAUUAUGUUAUUUAAUUGUAUUUAAGUUAUAGUAAAUACGAGCUGCAGUUUAAAUAGCCGAUACAUAUAUUUAUUUGUAAUUUUAUAGUUCUUUUAAACUAUUUAUUGUAGACUGUUACAUCAUGGGUUCAUUUAUCAUAGACCUCCAUUAAAAUCAUCAACAAAAUCUUAGCCAAAGUGUGUGUAUUAUUAAAUUGUAUUCAUAAAGUUCACAAACAUGAGCCUGCUGUACAUGGACUAUGUAUCGUCAGAUUAUAAUUAAGAAGAUAGACUAUAAACUUAUUUAUUUGUGAAAUCCGACGAUGUCAGUAUUACAGUGUGUCGCAGUGUUCAUGUAAUCACUUUCUAGUCUGUGUCUAAAAUGCGUUCUUUCACUAUUUUGUAUUCCUAAAGAAGAUUCCUUGUAAAUUGUAGUUAGUGUAGGUUAAUGAACGCAAAGGUAAGCAUCAAAGAUAGUUACCAAAUAUUUAAUAAUUAUGUCCUAGUUUGAUAUUUUAGUAAAUAAUAGUGUAAUAUAUAAGUAGAUGUUAAUAUUUUACAUGGAUAAGUAGCGAGUGAAAAUACUGACUAGAGCGCCUCUACUGGUUGUUUGCGGAACUGAACUUGGUGAAAAAUCUUUGUAAAGAAAUUGGUUAGUUAUUGAAUACCUAACUAAAAAAAUAAAAUUCUGUCGCACUCAGAGACAUUUUUAAACUCAUGAUUAUUUAAACUAUUACCUUAGUAAAGAUUUUGUUCUGUAAACAAUUGCUAUUUAAAUGACUCUGAGUACGAUUUUCUUGACAUUCUUUUAACUCAGUUAUUUUAAUUUAAACUUUAAAUGUUCUAAGCAAAGAUAUCUUCUAUUUUCAAUUUUAUAUUUUAAAAUAUAAAAAUAUACUUUCAGGCGUUCAUUACAGUUCAGUAGGCAAACCCUUUAAUCAGUACUUGGCUAUGAAAUAUCUGUAAAUAUUACUAAUAAAUAAAUAAACUGUAUAUAAAGAACAAAAUAGUUAAGAAAUACGACCAGAAGACUUCAUUUUGAACCUUAUGAGUUAAAAACAACACGAGAUAUAGCAACAUAUCGCUUGCACCGUUUACUUGCAGAUUUUGAAUGCUCGAAUACAGCACUACUUACCUACUCUGGUUCGGCUUAUUGUACUAUUUUAAUAGUUAAUAUUUUCACAGAGGCAUUUACUAUAAUAUUAUGAAGUUAUUUAAUAAAUUGUUUUAAGUAAAA